Molecule: messenger RNA, 423 nt
Organism: Cucurbitaria berberidis CBS 394.84
Lineage: Eukaryota; Fungi; Ascomycota; Dothideomycetes; Pleosporales; Cucurbitariaceae
Exons: 2
Coding region: 1-423 (140 amino acids)
Source: RefSeq, a predicted model, not a curated record
AUGCCUGCUAUCGCCCACCUCCAGCCGCGCCUUCUGGACGGAUCUUCGCCUGGUGGAGUAUCUGGCACAUCCAUUGCACUCCUCGUCUGCAUUGCCCUUGUGCCCGCCCUCCUCUUGAUCUGGAUCGUCGUCUGGCUUCUCUUCUUCUACGGCAAAGACCGAACAUGCUGGUGCACAAAGCGAAAAAGACGCGCAGCAGAGCCGGAAAUGCUCCAACAGAGAACUGACGCGAGCCAAGACAUUCUGUUUGAGAAGGCCGUCUAUGAUAUUCCGCAACGGCCGUUCGCUGCUCAUGCUAGGGCCGAAUCUGGAAGCUCUAGCGAUGGCGGUCGCCUUUCGAAAGUGGAUCCGAGGUUAUCCAUACAAAGCGUUGCCAGUGCCAGCAACGUCCCAGUCAUGCAGGAGCCGAAACGAUUCGUUUGA